Messenger RNA from Mucor velutinosus, 2634 nucleotides. RefSeq lists its product as uncharacterized. Gene Ontology annotation, biological process: peptidyl-serine phosphorylation; peptidyl-threonine phosphorylation. NCBI's taxonomy places the organism in Eukaryota, Fungi, Mucoromycota, Mucoromycetes, Mucorales, Mucoraceae. Gene Ontology annotation, molecular function: protein serine/threonine kinase activity; ATP binding; protein serine/threonine/tyrosine kinase activity. The record is from RefSeq and is a predicted model, not a curated record. The transcript is spliced from 6 exons. The coding region runs from base 1 to 2634 and encodes 877 amino acids. Gene Ontology annotation, cellular component: cytoskeleton; cytoplasm.
AUGCCUGAUCAUAGUCAUCUACUUGAUGCUCAACACCGUAUCAGCUAUCUCGAUUCUACCACUGAAGAGGAAGCAGACAAAGAAGGAAGGGGGAGAACGACACACCAAGGAGAAAAAGCAUCAACCAACUCAUCAGAUCCAGACAAAAGAAGAAGUGAUUCAGUAAAUCUUUUAGAUAUGACGGAUUACCCUUCUGUUCAACCCAACGUCAUUGAUGAGAAGCAAUCUCGCGACUCGAUAAUGAUUGAAAAUGACAAGAGCAAUGUCAACUUGCUGGACAAGAACGGUAACAAUAAACCUCUGAAUACAUCAUUACACAAGUUUGAUCCACUGCAAAAGACAACAAAAUCAGUAGCAUCAGGCAUUGGAGACAACAGCAAUCCUGUCAUGGAUACCAAGGCCAGUGGUGGCAAAGCAAUGCCUACUCGACUUCCUACACCUCGAAGACCAGUGAGCUAUACACCUCUCUCAACCGACAACAUACAUACAAGCAUAACGAAUCAACCUACUAUUAUAACUGCCAUCACCACUCAUACUGCUCCUACUACUGUCGCCUCAGCACCCGCUAUUCAACUUGGACCUACACCGCCUUCUUCGCCUGGUAGACGUGUUCGACAUACAUCUAUAGCUAGACUCGUUAAACCUGUUCCUCGAGAACUGGGCAAAGCAAAUCGAGAACUGGCUGAAUUUGAUCCACUGAUAUCACCCGUGCGCGACACUAACAAGAUGAUGCCUGCCAUUGAUAAUUCCAAAGACGAUCUGUUGACCUUGUCACCGACGAUAAUACCUUCUAAAAAAGGAGCUCAUCAUGCAUAUCCAGAGCAAUCCAGCAUAAUUGGUGAUUUGAUGAAGCAGCAACAGUUAGAAAAGACGUCCAUCAAACCAUGUAGCUCCAAUACGAGAAUCCCAUUGCCUAAAACUACCACUCAACAACAGCAGCCAUCCAACAUUAAAAACGGCCAAGAUGAAACACCACACCAGAUUCAGGAACCAGCGGUUGUCACCCGAUCUGCUGCUGCUAUAAAUCAGGUGCCAAAUAUACCACCAAAUACAACCACAACUCUUGCCACUAAAUUAAGAAAACCUGAGGUGAUUGUACCCAAAUCCAUCAAAAGACUGCCAUCCAAUCCCAGAAAGGAGAUAUCUGUACACUACACUAGACGACCCUCAUUUCCUACAAACGACAUUGUGCAAGACCAGCUAGAUAAGGAGAGGGAAAACUCAAGACGCCUCAGCGCCAAUCUGAUAUCUGCACAAGGUCUCAUCAGCCAACCGGAUGAUAUUACAGAUGAGCAUUCAGCAAACGGAAUUGCGUCUGUUGGCAUCAGCCGCACUGCCUCGCAUGAUGCUCGAAUGGACAAGAUACAUGACAGACUACAAUGCCUGGUAGAUGUCCGUAUUCCAUCAGAAAAUGAAGAACAACAGCAGCAACAACAACAGAUUAAUGAACCAGUCAUUCAUGAGUAUAAGAAGGAGCAUGGUAAUACAGAGGUCAUGAGUGCAAAGACUGCGCUGAACAAGUACAGACCAUUCCUAUCGCCAUUUGAAAAAACAGAAAUAAUGCGCUACCCAGCUAUUUACUAUGUUGGCUCACAUGCCAAAAAGCAUCAGGCCUCCACUGACGAAACAGCACAUAACUAUGGCUAUGAUGACGACAAGGGUGAUUAUCAUAUUGCCGUGAAAGAUCACUUGAAUUAUCGCUACGAAAUUGUCGAGAGCUUGGGAAAGGGGUCGUUUGGACAAGUGGUGAAAUGCAAGGAUCACAAGAUACAAGGUGAUCAAGGUUUUGUGGCUGUCAAGAUUAUCCGCAAUAAGAAGCGAUUUCAUGCACAAGCACAGACAGAAGUGCGGAUAUUGGAAAAGCUGAUGAAAUGGGACCCCAAGAAUAAGCAUUACAAUGUCAGAAUGAUGGAUAGCUUCUACUUUAGGGAUCAUUUGUGCAUUGUGUUUGAGUGCUUGAGUCUUAAUUUGUAUGAAAUUCUACAGCAAAACUCAUACCAAGGAUUUAGCAUGGGACUGGUCAAGAGAUUCGCCUUUCAAAUAUUGACAUCCUUGAAGCUUCUGAGUGAACACAAUGUCAUUCAUUGCGACUUGAAGCCAGAAAACAUACUGUUGAAGCAGCCAGAUCGAAGCGGUAUUCGAAUCAUUGACUACGGAAGCUCAUGUUAUGUCAACGAAAAAGUCUACACCUACAUUCAGAGUCGAUUUUACCGUGCUCCAGAAGUGAUAUUAGGUUUGGAUUAUGGAUUACCGAUCGACAUGUGGAGUACAGGCUGUAUAUUGGCAGAGCUGUAUACUGGGAAACCAUUGUUUCCGGGCGAAAAUGAGCCCGAUCAACUGGCGUGCAUCAUGCAACUAUUGGGUGUGCCCAGCAAAGAUUAUUUGGAUCGCUGUACACGGAAAAAGCAAUUUUUUGACAUGUACGAUCAGCCUCGUAAAUCAAUCAACUCCAAAGGCAAGAAAAGAAGACCUAAUUCAUUGACCUUUACCGAAGCACUCAGACGAUCCACCUAUGACAAUCUUGAUAGAGAUUUUGGAGAUUUCAUCAGUAAAUGUCUCACUUGGGAACCUGAUGAAAGAUUAAAACCACAUGAAGCGCUAAGCCAUCCCUGGAUCCAAGCGAUAAAGAAGUAA